CCUCCAGUGCCUUGCUCCUACUGUAGACAUUGGCGUCUGCAAUGUUUGAUCCUCAAUACGUCAGCUGUAAACCCCAACCCAAUCAGAUCUUGUUCAAGCUGUGUCGCUUUGUUUCGGGAGUGCAGCCUUUCCCGAGGAGAGAAGCGUCAACCGUCUGAUUUUGAGACGUUAACUCCGGUAUAUGGCCAUAUGCAUGGUCUCACUGAGGAGCAGCUAGGCGAGGCGCCGUCACGACAGCGAGAAGAAGUAGUAGUAGAAGAAGAAGAAGAAGAAGAAGAAGAAGGAAAAAAAACUACAACGCGCCGGAUAUUUUCGAGAAAAGGAGGGAGGGUGCUUCAAAACUGGUUCUACCGACACCAGGAAUAUCCCUAUCCGACAGAAGAGCAAAAGACAAGCCUUGCACAAGAAUCAGGCCUCAGUAAGAGACAGGUAUCCAAUUGGUUUGCAAAUGCUAGACGUCGCCAUAAACAACACUUCAAACAAAAAGAGACCCUCCAUGUCUAUAGAUCAGGUUCUCCAAUGCCUAGAACUGAUGGAUUUGCAUUGAUGACUCCGAUGGAAAGAUGGAAGAGUUCACCGCCAGAAGACGAGCCGGUGUCGAAAUCAACUAUACGAAAGGCCAUUGCCUCCACGAACUACAAUGGCGAAGCAAGGAACAUAAUAGGCGGGCCUCGUUUAGAGUAUUCAACAGAUGAUUCAACUUCACAUCCAAGCUCGUCAAUGUCGAGCUUCGGCACUGGACGUUCGGAAUCCUCAGAAAGCUUGUCCUCGGCAUGGAGCUAUCAAUCUAGUAAUGGAAAUUGGCCAUCACUACACGCUACAAGUCCUGGGAUUAAGAUGAACGGCUGCACAUUCUGCCGUUAUUCGGCUAAGAAAAGACACGAUUGGGUUCGACAUGAAAAGAGUAUCCACCUGUCUUUGGAGUCUUGGUGCUGUACUCCGGACUUGGAAGCUGUGCGACAGGCGACAGAGCUGCCAUCGGUGGAAAUAGAAUCACAAAACAGCCCAGUUUGCGCGCUCUGUGGCCAAGACAGCUCUCCAACCCACUGCGAAGAUGCACACGAUUUUGGUCUUUGUGCUGACCGGCCGCUGUCUGAACGCACGUUCGGGCGAAAAGAUCAUUUGUGGCAGCACUUGCACAAAUUCCACCACUGCAAUGGAAGAAACAUUCCUCCACAAGUAGUGGAGGGCCUGGACAAAUUAUGUCGGACGGAGCGCCACGAAGUUCCCUCUCGUUGCGGGUUCUGUGAAGCCACAUUGCAGACCUGGGACCAGCGCGCAGACCAUUUGGCGGCACAUUUCAAGCACGGGUUUCGCAUGAGCCAGUGGAGGGGGGACUGGGGCUUGGAGGAACCCGUGCUGCAAGAUCUUAGAGAGGCUGUAUUGCCGUGGGAGCGUUAG
Talaromyces proteolyticus is the source of this 1401-nucleotide messenger RNA. RefSeq lists its product as uncharacterized. The annotation marks the transcript as partial. The record is from RefSeq and is a predicted model, not a curated record. Gene Ontology annotation, biological process: regulation of DNA-templated transcription. Gene Ontology annotation, molecular function: DNA-binding transcription factor activity, RNA polymerase II-specific; DNA binding. The transcript is spliced from 2 exons. NCBI's taxonomy places the organism in Eukaryota, Fungi, Ascomycota, Eurotiomycetes, Eurotiales, Trichocomaceae.